Messenger RNA from Xyrichtys novacula (pearly razorfish), 25975 nucleotides. The record is from the annotation of a GenBank genome assembly. Lineage: Eukaryota; Metazoa; Chordata; Actinopteri; Labriformes; Labridae.
AUGCGACUCACAGCCAUGACCCAUGUGGUGGAUAGAGAGCAGUACUUCAGCAGCCACAGUGAAGACGACAGCCCACGUUACAGCUGGUCCUGGGUAACAUAUUUUUAUUUUAUUUACUUUUGUAUUAUUUACUCAUUUAGAAAAUGUUGACAAUCUCCAAAGAAGUUUCAUCCCAAUUUCCAAAAGAUCAGGAGGCUAAACUGUCUCAUUUUGUCCAAGCAACUGUCAGAAACCCAAUGAAAGCCAGGAUGUUGUAAUCAAAAAGGGAAAUCCUUGUGUUGGAAGGGCUAAAAUUAGCUUUUUGGCUUAUUUAAUUUCAAAUUCUCAAUAUUAGAUUCUUAUCACAUUUUUACAUUCAAAUUAGUUCUUGACUUUCAACAUAAAAUCCCCAGCAGGUUCAACCGUGAAUGAGCAUGUAGCUCACAUAAAAUUUAUAGAAUUAAGAGCAGAAAUUACAGGGAAAGAAGGAAUUUUAGAGCAAAAGGAUUUAUCUGAAUCAAAAAAUGCUAACCAUCCUUAUCAACAAACACAAUCACAGAGGAUGGAUGGAGGCAUAAGUAGGAAAAAAAACAGAGACCACCUGAGCAGUCAGAGAAGAACCUGUGUCCUUAAAGACCCUGUGAUCAGAUAUCACACUCACCCCGUACCCUUUUGUUGUACAGCAGUGCAACAUAUGUACACAGGGCAUGUGAGCUUUUGUCUGUUUGUGUGCAGUGUAACCAUGUGCUCGAUCAACACACAGCUCUAUGCAUGACCUCAAGCCUACACACGUACUUAUAAAGGCAUAUUACACCACAGUUAGUGGACCCAUUACAUAACAGUCCCACCAUGUAGAGGCCUGUGAGCGGCUCUGUGGGCUCAGGCAGCACCUCCACAUUCCCUUUUCCACCUUCAGAUCAUAUCGUACUGAAGUUUAUCUUAAGCUGCUCAGUUGUUUUGUCUACCUGCUCACUCUCAGUGAAGCUGUGUUGGUGUGUGUUCUAACAUUUCCUGGGGCUGUAUGAGUUGUAUAAUAGUGUCAUGGUGUUUCUAUCAUCUUUUCACGUAUUUAUGUUUCAUGAGUUUCAUGUGGUUUACAUACAAUAUGAGUAAUAUGCAGAACGUAGAUGUUUGAAGUUUUUUUGGCUUGUGUUCCUCUGUUUUCACAUGCUGUGUUGUGAUAUUGUGCAGAUAAAUACUACAGUGGAGGCGGCUAAAUGUGUGCAGCACAAGAGUCUGAGACAAAUUUCCAUCUUUAUAAAAUGUCUCAUAUCAUAUUGUUUCAUAUUGUUUUUGAAUCCAGAUAACUACUGUGUUGUAUCUUAUAUCAUAUUAUACCCAAUUGAAAAGUGUCAUAUCAUGUGGCAUUAUAUAUGAAUUAAAUUCAGUGUAAAAUAAACACAAGAUAAAUUCUACAGUGCUAUCAGCUAAGUGUGCGAGACUUAGGUCCCAGACAAAUUUCCCUCUAGGAACCAUCAAAAAUAUGGCUUUGUAUUGUAUUGUGUCAUGUAUCACUGUAUCAUAUCAUAAUGUAGUGAAUGGUAUCACAUUGUGUUGUAUCAUGUCAUAGAGAACAGUGUCAUAUCAUUAUGAGAUCAAAUCACAUUGGAUUGGAUCACGUGAAAUCAGCUUGAUUAAUAUCUUAUCCAGCCUUAUCAAUCAAAUUGUAUCAGGGCAAAUUGAAUCGAAUUCUAUCAUAUCACAUUGUACCGUAUUGGUAUUGUUUCAUUUUGUUUCAUAUCAUACCGUGUUGUGUUAAAUCAACAAUGUCGUAUUGCAGUGUAAUCCAUCGCAAUGUACCGUGGUCUAGCGUGUCAUGUCAAAAUGUAUUGGGUCACUAAGUACUGUAUCAUGCCAUAUUGGAUAGCACUGUACGGUGUGAUAUUGUAUCCUGUUCAAUCAUAUCCAAUAGUAUUUUCUUGCAUGGUACUGUAUCAUUUUGUACAGCAUUGUGUUUCAUUGUAAUAUUUCCUGCCUCAGUCAGAAGUUUAAGUGAUGUUUAUUCCCAGAUUCAUAGUAUUAUUCUGAAUUACUUUAGAUCCCCUGUGUUCAGGUGGUCAUAUUCACUAGUCAAUAAAAAUCAGCACGAGCAUAUGAAAUCAUACAUCAUUUGGGAGCUUUUUCUAUUUCACAACCGUUGACUGAAGACUAUCCUGCAAAAAGCUUUGCAAACACUCUGCUGCAUCUCCCAAAAAUCACAUCGAAAUGUUUGAUGUUGCGUGCUCAACAAGAUCUCUCAUUUAUGAUGGUAAUAAAACUUGGAAUCUAGCGGCUACUGCUUUAUGUAAGAGGAUUGGUUAUUUCUGUCCUUUGCUCUAUUAGGUCACCUGGUGGUCACACGGACAUGUGCUCUGUCUCUGUAGGUGAAAUUUUGUAUAAUAACACUCAAUAAAAGACAGUCUUGCCUCUUACAAAUGCAAAAACUUGAUCCACCUUGAGUCAGAUUUAGUUGUUGAGGCCAAAAGAGGAUUGAAGGCUGCAGUUUGAAAAGCUGCAAUCGGUCAUGUCUGGGCUGGGAUACCAAACUAAUCUGAUUUUUCUAAAGCUGCGCAGAAUAUCUGCCAGGACACAGGGGCGGCUUGAAUAACUCAGCUGAAAAUGCAGCUCAGGCAGCCCUCUGAUUGGCUCAUGGAGCCCAUCCCCCAAAAACACCCCUGUUGCUGUGGUGAUGAAAUGAAUGUAUUCUUGACCUCGGAGAGAGUUCCUGGGAGCGAUGAGGCUUCCCCUGUCUCAGCAAACCACCAUCUUCCUCCCUCCUUCUCCCUCUCUCUCUUCUUCUCUCCCUCACGUGUCUGGCGUGAAGCAACACUGUAGGGUGAUAUAUGGAGAGAUAGAGACAGUUAACAGCCAGCAUACACACAAACACAUAAGCCAUAAACACACACACAUUAACACAUACUUCUCAUACAUGCAGAGAGCAAACACUGACCCACCCACAUAAACAAACAACGCACAUGGCUGUCCAUGUGACGUAAUGAAUGAAUGAAAUUCCUGAAAUUACACACAAAACCAAUCCUGUGGUUACAGAUACAUUUUCUUCACACUCAAAUAAGCUUCAAUUACUCUCAGAUUUUGACGACCUAAAUCUGUGACCUUUAAGGCAUGAUUUUGGCUUUCUCGCACAAAAACGAACAAAAUAAAAUUGACAUUACUCUCAUUUCUGUUGGUUACCCAGCUGCAGAUAGUUAGCACAGCUUAGCCCUAAUACUGGAAAUGUGGAAACAGCUUGCCUUACUCUUGGUCUGAUAGAACAUGCAUGUAUGAAGUAUAAAGAGGUGAGCUUUGGAGGUGUGCAUAUUUUAUCCACCAGUGUUGCUGUUGGGUACAGUGGAUCAGUCCUUCCCUGGUCCCACAGCUUCUAACAGACAUCUUUUUGUGGUUUUGAUUUUCUGGUUGUUGGUGGUCUGCUCACAGGAAAAACUGUAUUUUGAGGCCUUACAAAAGGUGUUAGAUACAUUGGGACUCCUGACAAAAAUCGGCACAGACUUAACAGUUGAAUCAGGACAACUACUACGCACCCACUAUGUUAAGGGUCGGUUUUGACCUGUGUCUUAAAUCAGCUGUAAAUUACACUAAAAACAUUUCUCUAUCAUCCAGUUUGGUUCUUAUCUCUAGGUUACCUUGUUUGGCUUCAUUAUCCAUGAAAAUAUUGAUUAUAAUAUUUUUUGUAGUGGGCCUCUGUGCCUUUCUUUGUCUCAUACUCCUCAUACAGACAUCUAUACUGAAUUGAUCUUACAUGUCUGUGCCUGUUUUUGUGUGGGUAAAACAUGACAAAAUUAGAAUUUCCUGAAUGUCACAUGAUUGGAAGAGGAUCUGACUGACGGUGCACUUAUGAUUUCAGUUUUUGCUCUAAUUAUUAGAUUAUGAUCUAGCCGAGUAAACAGCGACCCCAACACGACAAGUGCCAUAAUUUUAAGAAGAGCAUUUUAUAAUUUAGUCAAUUCAACUUUUUUAAUUUUUAUUUAUUUUUGAAAUAGAGGUUCCUGACAAAGUCAAAAAGUCUUGAUGCAGAAAAGCUCAUUUAAGUGGUUCUUUUAAGCAUUUAAAACCCAAAACGGGUCGGAACAGACCCUAACACAAGAGAAGUGUUAAAAAAAUAAAGGGCAACAGCAUUUAAGGAGGGACAUAAAAACUAUAAUCAUGGUAUAUGAAGCCAUUUACUUUGUACUUUAAAAUAGACAUUUACAUCACCUAUAAAUGUAAUUUGUGAGCCUGAGUCUGAUUGAAUCCACCUGACCCUGCAGUCAGUCUGCACAGCGGACUACAUAAACCAGUUCUUCUCCUCUGUUGCCCUUUCAGACUGACACAAACGUUGACAUUCUGCAAACUCACUCCCUCCUCUGCUCUCCAAUCCUUACUCUCUCUCUGCCUGUCACUCCUCUUUCCCCUCCCUCUCUCCCUCUCCCUCUCCUUGGUUACUUGUUGCUCUCUGAUGAAUGGCUCAGUUCUUGGAAGUCACAACACGUGUUUCCUUGUUCACUCUCCUGCUGCCUUGUGCUGAGAGUGUGCAUGAAAAUGUGUAUGUAUGUGCAUCAACAAUGAGGAAGUGAGUUAAACAGUUACACAGCACAAAUGUGUGGACGCACUGAUUGAGUGAUUGACAUGUUUUGAUGAGGUUUAUUUAACGCAUGAAAAACCCAUCCUCUUAUUCUCUUUCUUCCUUUGUAGGCUUUCAUUCCUCGACAGACGCUCAAUUUCUCUGCCAGUGCUCACAUGUUGAGACAACUUAAUAUGCAUGCCAUGGGUGAACUAUUGUAUCACCACUUUCUAAUAAACAGCAACAGUUGGAUAGGAGAGGGACUCGGUGGUCGGGUUCUCAGAAACAUUGAGCAACACCAAAAAUCAUGAGACUCUGUCAAAGGAAACUCUGUGGGGAGGCAAACCUUUGUGUUUGUUUCUCUAAAGCUGGAACUUAGAGUCCGGACUUGACUUGGUCAGCCCGUAUCACCUUACAUAACCUUACUAUAAUCUGAUUACAGAGGUAAGAGACAUACAAGCAAGUAUGUAAAACAGUUAAACUGGAGUAAUCAUUUUCUGGUCUGCUGGAAAUAAACACAAUUUUUCCAGUUUAAUCUUAUUCCUUUCCUUAAAAUACUUGAUGGACAUGCGAUAAAUCUAUAAAUAAAAGGAUCACGUCGAUAAUAAUCAUAAAUAUGGAUAUUUGUUUUGCAUAUUGAGAAGAUCUUAUCAAUGCUCUAAGUAUUUGUAGACAAAAUGCCAUUAGUGAAUUUAGUUGAAUUUUUAAUUAAUCAAUUUUGUAUUAAAACUGACACUUCGAGCUAGCAAGCAGCUAGCUUAGGUAGUUGCCUGGCUACCUUAAAAUAAAAAACAGCUCCCAUUGAAGAAAAAACAUUCCUCUAAUGCACAUUCUGAUACUAAUAAAACAUAAUCAUUAUUUUUUUUUAUUUAAUAAGCUUUAUAGGGAGUGCAAGGCAGAUUUCUUGGUGUUUUUAGACAAUACCAAGCUAGCUACUCACUGGGGGGGACAUCCCGCCAUUCUGACAUUGGUCUCUAAUUGUCCGAGUGGCGGUAUGUUACCAUGCUAUCAAACGUCCCGUCAUUCUGACAACUCUCGUCUGCUAUGGUCGGCCACAAAGCCCAGCUACGCUCGAGAUUGAAUGACGGACUCCAGAUGUGAAUGCACCCCCCCCCCCCCCCUUAUAUCGGAAUGGUUAGACGUCGGAGUGGCGGGAUGUCGGAGUGCUGCGAUGUCAAAGUGGCAGCAUGUAACCACUCACUGGUAUAAGCAGCCUCACUGCUAAACUGAACAAACCAGCUGCUACCUUUAUUCAUAGUGUGUCUAAUAGUCCAAAAACACAUUACUGGCUCAGUUUUCAAAUAUUAACAGUUUGUUUUCAGAAAUUGUGUUCAAAAUAUUUGUGCUUUGUCAUCUUUUAACUCCCAACAGUUUUGUAGAUAACCUUAGACUUCCUCAAAAACCUGAUUUUUCAAUUAGCCAACAGUAUUGUUUUUACAGUUAAUCAGAUUCUUACACUAGAACAGUACAGGCCAUGUGUCUGGUUGAAUAAAAACAAAAAUGUUUUAUAUCCUUCAUGUGCCAAAAUGUAGUAACCAAAGACACAGAAGAAAAUGAUCUCCCUCAUCUGACAAUGUCUUGGUCUGGCUUCAAGUGUCGGCACAGGCUGGUUGACUUACAUUUUGAAAACUGAGACACAGUCUGUGCAAGGCAGAAAAACAGAUGCCUUCAAGCCUCUUGAAUGUCAGCGCUAUUCUUGUCUGCGCAGCGCCACAUAUUAUACAUCAAUUUCUCAGAAAUAUGAAGAGGUUUCUUAUUACCUACCCUCUUUAUUCACACAGAAAGAAAUGGACGCCUUAACAUCUACUGUUCUGUAUGUGUUAUCUAUGAACUAACAAAUUAUAUGUGUCGACUGGUAUAAGGCUGGCUCUUAAUAUUCAGUUUGUGAAGAUUCCACAUCUUAAUCCUUUUUGUUAAUGGUUAAAUGAGGGGAGAAAACUUAAAACCACUUACAUUUAUUGGAAUAUUAUGCUUUAGUAAACCUCGCCCAUAAAUACUUACUGAUGAGAACUGACAGAAAAAGUUUUUAAGAUUGAUAUAUAAUAUAUAAAAUAACACCAGGACAGGGACACCAGAUUAAAAAAAAAAAUUAAAAAGUUGCUUUAACCUACUGCUAACCAGCUUUCCAGUCGCCUUCAGGCAAUUUAAAACAAGGCAAGCAUUCUUACGUGCUUCGUAAAGCAUAUUACGUCAAGAGUUAAAAAACAAAUAAAACUGUUUGGCUUAAUAUACUUAAACUUUCUUUAUUGUCAUUGCGCAGAAUAAAACACAGCAGUGAUUUCUCUCAGCAACGAAAUGUCGUUGCUUGGCUUCCAUAUCACAGCAUGAUGGUGUUUUAAUUUAAUAUACAGAAAAAAAUAAAAAACAAUAAAACUAAAAAAUGAUCAAGAAAAUAAUGAUUUUUCUUUAUUAUACUAAAUCAGUUGUAGAGGUCAUGCUAAUAUGAAAUAAGAUAAAUCAUUUAGUUACCUUCUCAACAUUUUGUUAUUCAUAUAAAAAUAAUAGGUUUUGCUUAGAACACAGCUGGGGACAUCAAUGUGAUACUGAUAACCAAUUUCGGCCUUAUGCCCUAAGGCUGUGGUCCAAGCAGGUCAGAGGUCACGGUCAAAAAGUCAGUCAGAGGGGGUCUUCCCAAUUUGUUAAAGCAAAACCCAAACAACUGUCACUCUAGAUGAGAGCAAAUGCAGCAACCAUGAUACUGCAAACCAUAAAGGCUUUUAGAAAGGAACUGAAGAUCUCAUAAGAGCUCCAGCAACACUUGUAGUUCAGGAAACAACUUUAUUUGACCUUCAUCAGGAUUAGGUCUUCAUCAGGGUCAUCAGGAUGAAGGCCACAAGCUGAAACACGUCGGUCUAAUAAAGUUGUUUCCUGAACUACAAGUGUUGGUGGAGCUCUUUUGAUAUCUUCAAGACCUUUUCUCUCCAAGCACUUUGGAAGUCAGUGAAGUUUUGCCAGAACUUUUGACUGCUAAUUUUUAGAAAGGAACCAAACUACAUGAAGCUAAUGUUAAUCCUGUUCUGUGACUAUUUUAUAUGAUUUAUAAAUACAAAAAUCCUCUUAAAAGGCCAGCAGUCAGUCAACACGUUGUACAAAGGGAUAUUGGAUAAAUAACUCCUCAUAAAGGCUAAAUAAAUGAAUGUAAACACUUGAAACCACCAUGAUACACUAAACUCAUUUUUAGAGGGAAAUUUUCAGUCAACAUUGUGUGUCGUCAUCUCCGGCUCAGCCAAUCAGGCGCCUCUGUGUCUGCAGUCCGGUGGUAGUGGGAGGAAUAAUUUCACCGAGGUUUAAAUAGCGAAGCACCCUUGAGCAGAAGAUCUCAAGAUCAGAUAUGAAGAAGGAUUUACCGACAAUGUGUGAGCUGAGGACUGACACGUAGCGGACUAAAACCGUGUAAAAAGGACGAGGGGUGUAAACAUUUGGAUGGCGGAAACAUCCCAGAGCGAAAAGCGAAAUUCAUAAAUAAUGUAAGUAGCACUGCUGGACUGUGGGCUACAGUAAUUCUCCGUCAGGAUAAUAAUACACAUCUUUUUUGAACCUAUAUUCAGUAAUUACCCCAUAUUGAGCUGCAAAAGUCUUGUUGCACGGUGGAUCUGCUUGUUUUAAUGCGCGGUUGUUUGAAUGAAGGCAGAGCUGAGGACUGCAGAGCCUCACCCCGUGUGCAGAUGUUUACAUGUCGACUCACAGGCCACACAACAUACUACCAUUACACUCUCAACCUCAUAUCACUCUUAUUUCAUAUUCUACCUUUCUGUUCUCUUCCAUAUUAUUUGUUAUCCAGCUUCAGCAUUUAAUCUCACCUCAACAUUUUUUUUUUUCUUAUCAUGCUGUUUAUUUCCAAAGAAGUCGGUUUUUAUUAAUAAUUAAAAAUAUCUUAUAUCUUUUUAUCAUCUACCAGGAUGAGACAUUCAGAAUGAACCCUGUCUGCCCUCUCUCUACAUAGUUGUAGUCAGUAAUCCCAGAGUGUCAGACUGCUGGUCGUGUCACAUUAAAUUUAAUUGGAUAAUCCAUCACAUCAUCAUGAUCUUCAUCAUCUGUCUGAUAAUCCCUCAGCCUCUCUGUCACCCCUGUCUGACUCUCGGUUUGCAUGAGCUCAUUUGACUUCUUGGUGUGCUGCUCUGACUCUGAAACUAAAGGUUCAUUUGUACUUUAUUGUACCAGUAAAUCUCUUUGCUGUUUGGUGGUGUAAAUAACUGGUCUGGCUGAGUGCUGUUGGUAUAGAAAUGAGUUUUUAGACUACGUGCUUAGAUAUUAGGUUAUUUCUUCAGCAAAAUAGAUAAAUAAAUAAAUGUUGCAUGGCACUGAAUGACCCACAGAGCUGACUCAUGAUUGGUUGUAUUACAUAAUGGAGAAGCAUUGUGAUUGGCCGUGAAACAGAGAUUUCUUAGAAGAGAAGGCAAGGCUUUGGCUGUGUGUGUGUGUGUGUGUGUGUGUGUGUGUGUGUGUGUGUGUGUGUGUGUGUGUGUGUGUGUGAGAGAGAGAGUGUGUCUGAGUGUGUGUGUGAUUGUUUAGCACGUGGUCAGUUUUGACAGUGAUAGGAGGUCUGUAGUAUUUGAGAAUGAGCGCUUGAGCAUGUGUGUGUUUGUGACACCAUGUAAACAAAAGGGCAUGUUGGACAAAAAGGUCAAAUAAUUAUGUAAUCACAUUGUUACAUAGUCCCAAUAGUGGUUCCUGGUUCUUGAGCAUGUGACUUAGAGGGCUCCAUAUCAGCUCGAUUAAUUUGCCCGAUUUAUUAAUCGCUCUAUACAUCACUUUUGCCUUCAGAUACCCUUCUCAGAUCUCUGUCCCAUCUUAGUUUGCCCUCUAUUUAUACCUUUGAACGCAAAUCAACAUUUACAUUUGAUAAGAAAGUCUUCAAUAGAGAUUGAAGGUAAUCUGCUGGUCAAAUAAUCCACAGGCUCAUUCUGGACAGUAAAUUUUGAACUCUUUUCUGAAGUAGUAGACAUAAAAUGUUGGUGAAAAAUGUCCUAGUGUCGUUUCUGGAUGUCACUUAUAUUAGAAAAUUUGCCUUAUUAUAUUUAAUUUAUUACAUUUCAAGCAGGAAGUCCGAACAUAUCCGAGAAAGCAUCUCUGUUGGUUUAAAGACCAUGUGACAUUUUUGUGUAAUAUGAUUUAGGCAGAGGUACCAUGAGGCCCAGUCUGGGAGCUCUGACAGUGUUGUAUAUGUGUUUUGUGUUGAUGUAGCAGACUGGUCAGAACAACUCUCACAUGGGUCUGAUGCCCAGUCAUUAGAGCAGAGGCGCCCUAAUCUGUGAUUCACAGGAAUGGAUGUGAACAAAUCAUCUUCGUCAUUAGAGGUUCUUGUGUGGUCUGCCAAAACCUUGGCCAUCUGUUUGGCAGGCUGAAACAAUGUGUGUGUGUGUGUGUUUGUAAAGUGUCAUAAUCUGCGUCAGCACAAACAGGUGGAGAUAGUACAGGACAUGUUGUCACACAGACAGGACUUUCAUCUCUCAUAUUUCUUGUGAGUCUUAUUAUCUGUGUCUUUCUUUCUUCUUCACCUCUCUGCUUUAUCUCUCACAUCCUUUGAAUUUGUCUGAGUCAUUUAGAAGAUUCUGACGAGUUAAUUUAGAGCUGCUCUCAUCACAAAAAAACAGUCACAGAAUCUUGAACACUGACACCAGUUUGGUGUUUUGAUUCUUUCGCAUUGCUCUGCAGAUGAAAAAGGAUGCCACUGAGGUUGUUUCGGUAGUCUAAUACACUCUUUUUCUUUAAGACCACUUGCUUAAUAGCAUUUAAUUCCGACUUAUCUUUCCACAAGUAUGUCUUGUAAACAUUUGCUUUUGUCCCAUCUCACCGCCCAUUUUGUCUGCACAUGUUAUCAACAACCAGCCAUCUCAGUACAGUAAAUGAAUUUCCCCUGUCUGUGUGCCUCUCUGAGGCCAUGUUUGGCAAAAUGACUGAGAGCAUUAAAGGCUGAAAAUCAGAUGGACUGGCACAGCACCACAUGAUCUCUCUCAUCCUUAAUGGGGUGGAUCAGCCUUACAGAGAGAAUAAGAGGAUCUUGCUUUUUUAAAAUUAUUUUUGCUUUGAUAGACGAUAUUAAACAGAAUAUGUUUACAUCUGUGCACUGACACUGACUUAUUACUGCUGCAAACAUACUCUGUGUCCAGCAACACCAUAGGAAUAAAUAAAAGCUCCUAAAACAGCCACUGUUAAUGGUUUUAGAAACCUGCUAUUGCAUGUGAGCAGUUAUCAGUCAGUAGUGUAGUUUAUGUGGCAGAUUAACUGUAUGACCUUGCUUUGACCCCCUUUUUUCAGAAAAGUAGUAAACAACUUUCUUUCUUCCUGUUUCUCUACUGUGUGCUUCCAGUUACAGACCAUGAACUAUGUGGGUCAGUUGGCGGGUCAGGUGUUCGUGCAGGUCAAGGAGCUCUACAGGGGACUCAACCCUGCAACCCUGUCUGGAUGUAUAGAUGUCAUUGUGGUGAGACAGCCAGAUGGCUCCCUGCAGUGCUCCCCUUUCCACGUCCGCUUUGGGAAGAUGGGCGUGCUGCGGUCUCGUGAGAAAGUGGUAAGAUAUUACGAUGUUCUCUUACUCAUGCAUUUACUCUUUAUAUCACUGUAGAAGCCUGACCUUGUAUGUUUGAAUGACGGUAACAUGAGAGCUUUAAAACUGCUGCUCAUACUUGUUGUGACGUCAACAGAAAAUAUCGGGCGUUGAAUAAAAACCUCCUUAGACACGAUAAAGGUAGUUUCACACUGUCAAGAAUAUGUUCAGGUUUGAGUUAUAGGCUAACAAAACACUGUAAAGGUGAGAUUUUUUGCAGGUAAAUUUUCAGUUAAAAAUGGCACACAAAUACACUUAAUAGAUUUAGAAAAUAUAUAUGAUUUAACCUCUAAUUUUACGCAGUUAAUGAGCAGUAAUGCCAAAAACCAAGACACCUUUUAAAUAAUCCAUAACAAAGAUUUAGCCAUUGCUGAGGUUAAGAUAAAAGAUUAAAAGAAGAACCCAAAGGUUGAGCAAGUUCAGUGGAUUGCAAACACAAUGUGUCCAUGGAACUGAAAGUAGCUGCUUUCAAGGUUUCAAUCAUCAUAAAUAAAAAUACAAUUCAUGGAGCUACUUCUCAGAAAAGGGUUUUUGCAAAGAAAGAUACAUCAGUCCACAGUAAAUUCUGUAUCUGAUUGCACAUGCCUUAGUGAAUUCCCAGACUUAAGGUUGUUUUCUUCAUACUAAAAGUUUAAGAACUUGUUUAAAGACUGCUGUUUUGUCCUGCAGGUAGACAUAGAGGUUAAUGGAGAGCCGGUGAGUCUGCACAUGAAGCUGGGGGAAAAUGGCGAGGCCUUCUUCGUCAAAGAAACUGAGAACACUCUGGUGAGUUAUGAAUGACAGCGUCAUCACUCUGACUUUGUAAAAGUAUACGCAACUAUAGGUCACAACUUAACCGACAUGCAUGACUAAAAUAUAGGUUGGACUGUAUUAAAUUUGGCUGAGGGUACAUUUCAUUUUGACACAUGAUAGUUCUGACAUAUUUCUUCUGUUACUGCAAAUACUGUACAUGUCUUCGAGAUCAGAGAAGUUUUCCUGCUGAGACAAGCACAGAGAGGGCUAAAGUCUGAAAGGCAACAGCAGAGCUGCCAAGCGUCACGCUUUGAGUGUGACAGUCACGUAAUUUGACCCAUUCUCACACCACAGGCCAUAUUCGACAUUUCUCACGCUUAUAUUUCCCCAUUCAAUACUCUGUAUUUACUUUAUUCAUGAUAAUAAACUUGGCUAGUUCGAGUAACUCUGAUUGAGUGACCAAGAUAACCAAUCCCAGAUUAAUCCAUCAGUCCUUUGUGUCUAAAUCUAACUAACCAAUUGGAAGCAACGUAAGGCAGAUCUUGGCGUCUCUAACUAUCUUGUCCCCAGCUAAAUUAUGAAAAGUUGGUUAAAAUGCAGUACUGACAAAUUAAUAUAUUUUGUCAAAAUUCAUGUUACAAUUUGUAGAUGAAAACAGAGGCGAAGUCAUAAAAAAUGGCUGUAGAGAGGGGCCAUUUACUGGUUUAUGUGAUGGUUUGGAAUAUUUAAAGGCAAUUUGGCACUUUUUUGUUCACAUAGAGCAUAAAACACAGCAAUGUGCUGACCGGAGAGUCAGUUAGUGUAAAAGCGGGUGAAGUGAAGUGCACAAGCAGAAAUACAAGCUGAGCAAUCGGAAGGAACAGAAGAGUCUGUCCUUGUGUGGCAUCCUGCGUAUCAGCGUGACUUGAGUUCCCUGGAAAUAAACCAUCAGGAGAGACAGAAAAGCAUCAACAGUUUCUGACUGGUCAGCAAACACAGACACCCUAACACGGGACAGCUUAUUCAACAGAUUUGUAGAUUGAAAAAUCUAUUUAUUUUUCAAGUAUAGCCUUGAAAAAGCCUUUGUCAUGCUUCUGAUGUACUUUUCAGCACCAGAGUUCAGUGUUCUAGUCCCCUGCAGUUUGAGAACUUGUAUGUUUUAACAGUCAAACUGGUAUCUUUUGAAUGGAGAAAUAGAUUGAGUGUUGCAGAAUGACAUCUUAGAGGUGAAACUAGCUUCACUUGCAUGCAGAGAUGUGUUUGAAGACACUGAUGAAAGCUAAAUCAUCGCAGAUUUCACCCCUUUUCAUCUCUUACGGAGGGUUUUCCUGCAUUUGGGAAAGACUGCCAAGGAUCUGUCAAUACCUGAGGAUACUGCUACUACUGCAGGAAAAAACUAGGUCACCUCUGAUACCAAAAUCCAGCCCUGCACUUAAGAAGCAGUUUUUCUUUUUUUUUUUUUAGAUCAGCAGGAAUGCAUAAACAUAGUGUACAUGUUCUUGCAGCACCGUAGGGCACUAUGUUAAAAUACAAGCUAAAUGAUAUGAAUUCAAGAAACAGCAGGACAGAAAGGAGAGAAGCUAGAAGUGUUAAGCGAGUAUCAAUCUUUCAAACAGCUUCUCUUGUGAAAUGCCGCGUUCCCAAAAAGUGGUCUAAGUUCAGUCCUGUAUGAUUUGCAAUCACUUUUGAUUCCACUGACAAAAGUUGGGAAUGCUCUUGAAAAUCUGACCCAUACCAAUCGACUAAUUUGGAAUCCUUGUUGGGACACCAAACCCACCUAUCUGAGCAAAAAGGGUGGAGCUGGACACACUGCAGUCUGGUCAUUAGAUGAAUCAUUGGCAGUCUACACUGUGUUGCUUAUGGCUGCCAUGGUGUCCCACUAUUAUGUAGUUGAUUCAGCUAUCACUAGUUUACACCCCUGCCUACAAAGUAAGGAUAUGGUUGUUUGUGGAAAUGUAGGUAAAGACAAGAGUAUAGCUAACCAAACUGCUCUAAACAAAACCAGGCAGCUUGGUAGAAAAGCACCAAAUGUUUGUUGGUUAUAUUUGACUUACAGGGACACAAAAAAAAAAUUGAAAACAAUUUGAUAUGCACCAAUAAUCAUCCAAAUGUUCAUUAUAAAGUCUUGACUGAAUAUAUCUUCUUACUCGGUCAUGUUACAGGGUAGUUUAUUCAGCAAAUGUGACAGAAAGUAAUCUGACUCAGGAACAUUUUCUUUUUUUAUGUUACCUCCAAAACUGUAAAGUGAUAGGCAAGGACCCGUGGGUAGGUCUGGGGUGACAGGAAGGACAGAGUUAAGAAGAGGUUAAGUGUGGUCUAAGCAUUCUCAAAGAUGAAGAGGAAUUAGGAGGAAAAUAUCCUCAAUCUAAUUCCUAAUCUGCAGGAUUACACAGGUUUAUUUCUUCUUUAAUUAUUUAUACUCUGUCAAAAACUGGGAACCUCUUUAUAACUAAGAGUGUAUCACAACGUUCUGGGGCCUCCUCUGAAAGAGUAUUGUAUCGUAUUUGGAAAGAAAUAAUCCAUGAAGGAUUUAUCAAAUUUAAACAUAGACUCUGAGAUUUAUACGCUUAUUCUGUUUGACCAGUCCUGUCGCAGUGUUUGGGCUUUUUUUUUUCAAAUCCUCUCCUUGACCCAGCUCCCCCUCUGCAGAGCGGAAAAGCACCACAGGGCUAUUUAUAGCUCUGCCAAAUUCAUCUUCGUCUACAGUCUGUCGCACACAGACUGCAAACAGAAACUGGCUGUCACUUAUCUAUGUGCAGUGUAUACAGACGGGGGGACACUCAGAAGGGUCAGAUAGAAAUACUCUGUGGAGGAGAAGUAGGACAGACACAGUGAGCGGAGGCCGAGCGAGAUAAAGUCACACAGAAAAACAUAAUGUACGGCGGUGAGAACAAAAACACAUACAAAAGGAAGAAACACUGACAGUUAUGGUGGUUAAAAGAUUUUCAGAGACUGGUCUGUUUAGUUUUUAAAUAUUAUUUUUCCAUUAGUGUCAGUCAGUAAUGGCCUAACAGCCCUGAUUGUAAAAAAUAAGAUUUUGAACAAGUCUUUGGCACAGAGCCCAGUCUUUUAUGCCUCUCUGAACCCACCCCUCUUUUUCUCUCGUUUUUCCUCAGGCUGUGUAGCCAAAUAUGAGGAUUUGCAGGGGCUUGCUUGUCGGCAAUUUGUGUAUCUUGCACAUAAAACAUGAAUGCAGUGUUCCGAAAGAAAAUAAUUUUCAGGCCAGAAGUUGUUGAAUAUCUGUGGUCCAAGAAAAAUUAAACAUAGUGUAUUUAUCUUGAUGUGAUUUAGCCUGACAGGCAUAAACAUACUUCUUUUGGGUGUAAACCAAUGUUCGAUUGAGUCUGACAAUCCCAGGAAUUUGAAAUAGUAUUUAAUCCAAUAAAAGGGUUAAGCCUUUGAAGUUUAACCGUGUGAUGUGGUUUUUGCAGUGCAUAUAGAAAUGCUGUAUUACCUGUUUCCUUCAUAGUGAGUUUUUUCAAAGGCUUCUUAGAUUCAUUCACCAUCAAACUCUUUGAUGCAGAGGAAAACCUCAAUCAGUCAAAUGAUACCGACUUUCCAGGAAAAAUCUGUAGAUAUCACUGAAUCAUGAUAGAUUCAACAUGAAGGGUCAUUGAAACGGGAUAUUGACGUUCACAGCAAGGCUGCAGCUCUGAGUAGAUAACAUGGCACAGUGAGCACUGUCCUCUUUUCUCUCCCAUUAAAAUGAAUGAGGCUGUGUUGGACUGUGUUUGGACACGUGCUGCGAAACGCAUGUAUCUUCAGAUCAUCUCUUUAUCUUUCUCUUCCUCUCUGUCUCGAACGUGUGCGGGUCUCUCUUUGGAGUAUAUUCCUCUUUCUGGCACAGUCAUUGCAGUGAGAGUGUGGCGGGCAGAUCUCUGUGAUUUUGCUAAUCUGAGCUCAAAAUCAAAUCCUCCCUAGAUUAAGAAUACACACACACGCACACUUAUUCACUUACUACUGAAAACCAAAAUUAAACAAAAUUUAAUUUAACAAAUAUGUAUAUUUAUCUCAUUUGAUGCAUUAGAUGUUUGUGGAAACUGAUAAACCACAAGAGGACAUUUUUAUUAUUUGUCGGACUGUAUUCAGGUGUUUUUUUAAGUAAUUUGUUGAUCAUAUUGAUUUGACAGAAGUAUCAUAAAAGUAUGUAUCAAACAUGAUACAAAAGGCAUUAUUGGGUUGUAUAAGUUAGUGUAAAUUUUAGUUUGAGUAUAAAAAGAACUGAAAAUGACCUUGAAUUAUUAUGUGUAUCUCCUUCAUUUGCAGGAAGUGGUUCCUUCCUACCUCGCCACUUCCCCCAUCAUGUCGAUGGGAGAGCAGUUGAUGGAGUCCAAGCUAGGCAGGGGCGCCGCACGUCACCACGGUAAGCUCUGUGAAUGAUUUGAAAUGAGUAAAAGUCUUCCUUUCUUGUUUUUUAAUGGACACUUGUCUUCCCUCAUCGCAGACACAAUCCCAUGCAGCUCACUACCCAUCCAGAACCUGGGACCACAACAAAGUGACAAUGGGGUGAACAAGAAGAGAAGGAAGAGGAGGAGGAAGGCACGGCAAGAUGCAAGUGGAGGAGGGAGGAGAGAGGAGAGCGGAGAAGAGUUCUCUGAUGAAGAGGACAUGUUUACUAUUGACUUGAGCUCAGAUGAGGAGAAAGAUGGGGACUGCAGCAGCAGGUGAGUGUAUGUGUGCAUUAUGAGUUUGAGACCUCUGGGAAUGAGAGAAAAAAUUCAGAUACUCUUACCUUCCCGGUAUUUUAUUUUUAUAAACUCAGUCCAUGCUGUUAAAUAAGAGGAUAAGACAGUAAGAGAGGGAGAGGGGAGUUAAAGACUGCAGGUUGGAAUCAAACCAGGGCCGCCCGCUUUAAAGACUACAGCCUCUGUGUGAGGGGCGCACAAUCUAACCACCAGAGCAAACUGGCCUUCCAGCAUUUCCAGUCUUUCUGAGCCAACAGCCUAUUAGGUCUUUAUCAGUUUUUGAUAAUGUGUGUGAGCUUGUCUGUGAAUCAGAGAGAGAGGAGAGAAAGACGCAGAGAAAGAGAGAGGAGGGAAAGAGAGAUAGGGGGAGAUAAAGGGGGGGAGAGAUAGAGAGAGAGAGGAAGAGGUUAUUAGAUGUCAGUCAGUCUGUUCUAUUCCUGUGGUAAACAACCGUCGUCAGCAGUCACACUGCUGUUCGUGAACAGGGUGAACUAAUGCCAAGGAUUCUUUGUUGUAUAAAGACAAGAGGCAGUUAUCUGUUGUUUUUCACACUUGGAUGAGUGCGUGGGUGUUUUUUUUUUCAGCUGUCUGACACUGAACUUGUUCAUUUACAUCGUGAGGACAUGCUUUUAUUCUUUAACUGUAAAUCAUCUGUCUUCAGCUGUGCUAGCUGUGUGGAUGGCUGAUGUGGAUAGCUUUAUCAACAGGUUUUGAGCAGACUUGAACUUUUUCAUCAGCUCACUGUGAUUUUCUGUCACGUUCACCUUAGACGGAGCUGUAAUAUCUUUGGUGAUCACUGAGUUCCUUAAUCUGGUUAAACAUUUUCACACAUCACUAUCUGAAAAAGGCAUGACUUUUCCACCAAGUUAACAAAAUUACAUGUAGAUCAGCUGAACUCAAAUGUAAACAUACAAAUGACUAUGUUACUAAAACAUCUGCAUGUAAAGAAGGUGAAAAAUUAUUUCGGCGCACUUUUACAAGUAUUCAGCUGAACGACCAGAGGACCAGGACAUUGUCACAGACAUGCACUCUUGACUUGCUUUGUGAGGUUCAGUGCUUUGAUUUAGAUUAAGAUAUGCAGCAACAGAACAAGUGUAAGAAAACAAACCUUAAGGGGUAUUUUCCAGCUUUUUAACCCUCAAGCCAGUCUCCUAAAGUAGGUCUGUUGGUGUGAGUGAAAUGUUUCCAAAUGCGGGAUGAUGCAAGCUCAACUUUUUUCUUACUAGCUUGGCUCAGCUCAAAACAAUACCAUCACUAAAACUGUCCUCCUCACUUUGGAAGAAAACUACUCUUUAUCUUAAAAAUACUUCAUGGCACAAAACUAAUACAGGCAAGAUGUGGUUUGAAAAAAAAAGUGCUGAACAAUUGAGAGAUAAAAAUUAAUGCCAGAGCUCACAGGUUAACAGUUACAUGUGUUGGUGUGUGUUUAUGUGUGUGUGUCGGUGUGCAUGUAAAGCCUUUAGAAAUAAGUCUGUUUUAAGAUGCUCUCCAGGGAUUCAUCCUGUUUCCACUGUGUUCCCUCUGUCUCUUCAAAAUAAUGUCUCAGUGGAUCUUUACUGCAGGGGUUUAGAGCCUCUUUUGGGAAUUUGCCUACAUGGCACAGUGGGAAAAUUCCUAAAACCCUUAAGGACGUGUAAGAAUGUGUUUCUGCUUAAAGCUCCAGUGAGGAGUUUUGGUCUUCUCAGAAAAACACUUAAAAUUGAUGUCUCUUCAUGACCUACAUUAGCAAAGGAGACCAUCGGUGACAAGACUGGUUUUUUAUACGAUGUUGUUUGUAAAGUCUAGACCUGCCAGUGGGGUUCAGGUUUCAGUCAAGUUCAUCUACAGCAUGUUUUUUUCUACAUUUUCCAUAAAACGAACCAUGUGUCUGAUAUGUUGUUACAAUCAAACAGGUUGAGAAGUAUCUUUUUUACUGGUUUAAAAGAGACAAAUGUUUUUACAUGUGUGUGCAGGAUGUGAAAUGAUUUGAUGUGUUUUAUGGCUCAUAACCUCCUUUGUGUGUGUUCAUCAGACCUGUGUUUGGGGAUCAGGGGUCUACAGCUGUUACACUCCCACGCACAGAUUGGAUCCGUUCACAGAGGUAUUUUCACUCCAAACAAAGCACGCUAUAAUAAACAAUUUUUCUACUUUAUCAACUGUCUGUAAGCUCCUCUUAGUCCGUUCUUGAGUAGACUUAAAUUCUUCUUAAAUUAUGCUUUGCAUUAAUACAUUAUCUGUGCUCACAAUGACUUGAUAAUAAUCAGACUCACCAUUUCUCUCCAUUUGCCUCUACAACGUUCUUGUCCUUGUCUGUCUUUUCCGUGUCUCUUUAUCUGUAGUAAAGGGAUUGAGGAGACUCUCUCCAUCCCUCCACCAUGUGGUCUGUCCAUCUCUUGUCCUCAGCAGACCUCUCACUUCUCUUCCCCUGUUAGGUAUCACCUUUAAUUUGAGCCUCUCUGAUCCACUGAAAAAUGCACUUUUUAAUGUGAAUCAAUUCCAAUAUAUACAAUAAUUAGAAUAUACUUGAUUGUGGUUUCUUUUCUAUGCACUCAUACUCUAUGCUUGAUAAGUCUUGUCUUACUGUUUUGGUUCUUUAGGUUUAACAUGAAUGUUAAAGGUAUUUAAUGUUAAUUGGGUGUUAUAUAUAAUUUGUACUAGCUGAUCUAAAUCAAGUGUCUUUGGCCUCCCUAGUAGUCCUGAUGAUUCCCGUUCAUCGACACCGAAGAGCGACUCAGAGCUAAACAAUCAGAACAAAGAUAACCCUGAGAUCUUGUGGACCUGGGGGGAGCUGCCACAGGCUGCACAGGUGUGUCAUCAUGAUCUUAUUGACUCUUAAAGGGAUAUUCCCACAUAAAAUUAAUUUAGGGUCAAACACUCCGUAACACUGAGUCAGACACCCCCUCAAGAGAUAAAUGUUACCAACUUUAGUAAUGACGGCAAGAUAGCAAUACACAGCGGUCUGAGGAGCCAUAAACAAACCUCAAGCAAAAUGCCACUCUAUAGACACAAAUAAUACUCAGAACAGCACCUAACUUCAUCAACAGUACAUAUAGGGUCCCAGCCAGAGUACUAGCCACCAAACAUCUUUUUAACUUUGCCUAAUUUCUUUAGCAAAGAGACGAAACACAACUCACCCACUCUCUUCCAGCAGCCGACUGAGGCGGGAUUGGUCAAGGUCUUGCUACAAACGGAAUAUCCCUUUAAAUGUUGUUUGUGGAGAGGAUGCUCCCAUUUUUACAGGACACAGAUAACAGAAAAGAGCUUUAGAAAUAAUAGUUUGAAAAUGUUACAAGAAUGAUAAAAGUUGAAAAAUCCUAAUUAUUGAAGGAUGAGUUUGAUCUUUGUCUUCUUUCCAUUCACAGCCUGCCUUCCUUACUGCCCACCAGAAGCAGGAUCAAGCCCCAGCAGUCUCCAUCCCGGUGUCUACCAGCACUCACUUCAGAGCUAUCGAUGAUGCUGGACCCCCCUCCCUUACUCUCUAUGCACCCCAGCCAGGAGAGAACACUACACACAGAGGGGACAAAGACACUGAGACUGGGUACAGGGUUGGAGGAGAGCAAGGUAGACAUACAGAGGACAAAACCUCUUCAAAAUAUCAAAUACUCUCAGUGUAUGUCUGGGAAUUUGAAAUAAAAUGUUAUUCAUUUACUUUUAUUAUUAUUAUUUUAUUAAUUAUUAUUAUUAUUUAUUAAUAAUGUUAUUAUUUGUACGACCUAGUGACCUUUGAGUUUGCUUGUUUUGCAUUAUUUAUCAUUUUUAAGGGAGAGCAGUGGAAAGUGUUGGGCCAUCGUGUGCUGAGAUGGAGAGUAUAACAGCCGGCUUAUCAUCUACCCGAGUGCUGCUGGAUCACCUAGACGAGGGUAAAAACAGAGGAAGCCCAGUUAGAAGAACAGAUUCACCAUCCAAGAAGAAAGGUAAAGGAUUUCUACCGUUAAUAAAUCAUCAUGGAAAGGCUUCUGUUGAAUUCAGCAUGUCAUGAGUUGCAAUAUCAUAAUUUAUGUCUGCUACUGACUGAUCUAUGUUUGCAUGAUGUUGACGCUCACUAGAGAAGAGAAGCCAACACCUGGGAGAAGACGGUAUAUACCUGGAUGACAUCACAGAGCUGGAGCCUGAAGUUGCCGCUCUCUACUUCCCCAAAAGGUUUAGUAAAGAACAUAUAUUCAUGUUCCAAACAUGUUAGUGCGUGCCUUUACUGAUGAGUACAAAACAUACUCCACCCAGGACACACGCACCUACCGUGUGUUUAUAUAGUAUUUUAUGGGUUGUAAUGCUCUGUGUGGUUGAAAUUGUUGAGUCCCCUCCCUAAGAGGUUUAAAAGAGUUCUUUAGACUUUCUUCUUACUAUACUUGGCUUACCAGUCAAGCAGGUUUUUGUAUGUAUCACUAAAUCAAAACAAAAGUUACCCCAGAAUGCUUUACAAAAGGAGCAGGUAUAGAUGACACUUUCUGUUUUUAUUAUCAAAGAGACUCAACCCAGAAAAUAAAGAUGUGAACACUAGUAUGUCAUCAGCUUUUUUAGAUAACAUUCUAACUUUCACUUUGGGCGCUUUGGAUGUUGGAGUUAUUUGAUGGUGAAAUUACAUUGCUAAUUAACAUUAUCCAAAUAGACAUGCAUUGACAGAGACUCCCUCCAUCUCUCUCUUUAGUGAUGGAGGCAGCAGCUCCAUGAGGUUAGACUCAGAGAUGAUGAUGGGGGUGCGGAGUGCUAACCAGUCCCCACAGUCAGUGGGUAGCAGUGGGAUGGACAGUGGUGUUGACAGUUUGUCAGACCAGAUGGGAGACCUGCCUCAUGUUGCCAUUUCUUUGUGUGGAGGACUCACAGACAACAGAGAAAUCACAAGAGGUUAGAAAACAGCGAUGAAGUGCUGAUACUGUUCUGUUUUUAUCGGAAGAUUCAUGUUAUAAAGGUAUCUUCUUUCUCUUUUGUUUGUUUCAUAUAACAGAAGAGUUCCAGGAAAGGGCAGUGUCCUACCAGCAGUUCUCUGAAAACCCCUCGAUUAUUGAUGACCCGAACCUGGUGGUCAAGAUAGGAAACAAGUAUGUACUGCUCUUUAAAUGAGUGAAGACACCAUGUGAAACUGUCACAGCAGUCAUAACUCUUCCUUUAGGGUGACACACGGUACACCAGCUUUGUUCUGCAGUUUCAAGGACAAGGUGUAAAGAAAUACUAACAGCGCCCUCUGUCGUCUGUCAUAGAUACUACAACUGGAACACAGCUGCUCCUGUCAUGUUGGCGAUGCAGGUCUAUCAGAAACCACUGCCGCAGGUAAGACCACUACAGUGAUGCUUAAAUAAGUGUCUCGGGUGAUUCUGAUGUAACAAUGUUUUUUUCUCCCAUUUGCAGUUUAAAAAUGUUUUGAUUUAUUUCAACACUAAUACCUUCAGCAAAGUGUCCCCAAAAUCAACCGAGUGGGCCUUCUUAGUUUUAAGUACUUGAUUAUUACAUCAGUACAUAACUAUUACUAUAAAAGAUCCGUUAUUAUGUAAAGGGUUUAAUCUACUAAAUACUUUUUCUUUCACUGAUUUUCAAUGUAAAAUUCUACAGUUAGAGUUAAUAGUAUCAGUCUUGUGUAAACUGACCAUUAUUUCCUAUCUAAACCAUAAUUAAAAAAGGUGUAUACUAUGUUACUGUUGUAAUAGUGUUCUACGCUAAUAUUAUUGCUAUUUUAAGAUAACAUUUUUUGGUGCUCUGUACCAUCUGAUAAGUGUUGCAACUAUCCUGAAAAAGUAGCAAAUGACAAACAAGAUAUUGCUCCUAACUUUUGCAGGUUUGCUCUGCAGUAGAGAGACUGUCUUGCCCUCUGUUUUGCAAAGCCAUUGCAACAGACAUGACAAUAAUUUCAUCAUGUUUUGAAACAAGUUCAUUUUAAGUGUGUUAUUAUAUCUGUCAGGUGGUGUAAGCUGUCUGUUGGUGUUUUGCAACGUUCCACUUCACUUUAUCCUGCGCACUCCCAGCAUUUUGUAGAUACUUGCUUUAAUGUGAUGCGUCACUGUGUGUCAUUCUUGAGUCCUCUUCUCUAGAAACACCUCAAGAUAAUGUUGUUUUUUUCUGAUAAACAGUCAUGUUUCUUUAAACAACACGUUUAAUGAUACUUAGAAACUAAAACUGGCUGUUUAUGAGCGCUCAUGGGAAGCUUUCUGGUCCUAUACCACAUAUUACUCCUCCUCAGUGAAAUAUGGCUUUAAAUCUGUUCUAGUAACACUUUGAUAAUGUCUUUAUUCCCCUCCUUAUUUUUCCUGUUUUCAUUUACAUUCUCUCCUCCCAUAAUCCAUUGGAUGUUUGUGUUCACCAAGUGUUGGUGUUUGAGUUAUGUGUUUUCUGCUUUUGGCCUCUUCUCAUACUGCCUCCCUGGCCUUUUUGGCUCCAGCUCUUCCCAGCCUGUACGGUGUUUUAUAGCUUUGUUCGGCCUUUGCUUGCCCGGCAUGAGUUUGUCUCUGUUAGAAAUUUUUGUAUCCAUUUUGGCUUUAAUUUUUCCCAUGUAUUUUCCCAUCAUUUUCCUGUCUUAACGUUCAAAAGUUUCUUCCCUUCAGAUUUUACUUUGCAUUAUUUGCUCUUUAUUUGCUUGCUAUUGAACCUUCACCUGUGACUGCCUUUAUUGUGGUGAUUGAGUUUCAAUUCGGAGUCAAGUGAUGUGCAAUGUGGUGGUCAAUGGUGGUCGUUCUGUUUAGAGUUGUACUUCCUGUUCAUUUUUUCUCAUUUUUCGUUGUGUGCCUCGGUUUUCUAUGAGUUGAUUUUCAUCAGUUUUGUGCUACACUUUCAGUCAGUUUUGAGUUGUAUGUGCAUGGUUGUCUCCAGGCCUCAGUGGAGAACAUCAUGAAGGACAAGAUGCCAAAAAAAGGAGGACGCUGGUGGUUCUCGUGGAGGAGCAGGAACAGUGACUCCAAAUCAGUGAGUACAGACUUUUUUCAAAGUGUUAACCUUCAAAAUACACCGACAUCGAGCUUGCUUAAUCACCUCUAACCUCGUACUCCACAGGAAUCAGUGAUGGAGGCAGGAGACCAAGGAGAGAGCUCACUCACUAUGCCCUCAGGGAAUAGGUAACACUGAAACUACAUUUGUUCUCUCCUCCUUUGGUGCUUUUUCAAACUACAUGUUUUUAUCUCAUACAUAUGAUUUUCUUCCACCUAUCCGACUCUCUUUGUUUAUUCAGAGGAAAGGAUGAGUCAUCCUCCAGUGAUGAAGAUCACAGACUGUCCAAUCAGGCGCCAGGGUCCUGCCUUUCUGAUCCCCUCACCAAUCCAGGCAGCGUUUGCUAUAAGAAGACUCUUCGGCUCACCUCAGAGCAGCUGGUAUGGAUUUCUGCCGUGUUUUUCUGCCCUUAUGAGUGAGAGGGGUGUAUGUAGUGUUGCAGCUCUGCAGUGUCUGCCCACAUACUGUGCAUGUGAUUCAAUAUGGUGAGGCAGGAAUGCUGGCAAAGCAGCAUUUCUGCUUAAAUAACAAACAUGUUUACAUUGCGUUCCCUUUGGACAGACUCAGACUUUAAAUCUCAACAUGUGGUGUGCCAGGCAAUUCUCUCCUACUGCAAAAUAGCUGACAGAUGGUCGGCAACAUUUAGGAUUCGUACCCAUGUUUGGCAAAAUACCAAGACACUGGACAUGAUGUACCUCUUAAAAUGUCUAAUAAUACAUCUAAUCCUGGCAUCCAGUUAUAUAUUCAAGACUGAAUUUACCACAUUGGGAUAAAGCCUGUCUAUUUUUGCCUUUGGACAGUUUUAAAUAGAUUUUAAUCAUUACGUUAAAAAAAGACAAUCGUUCUUUAUCUUUAAGUUUGUGUUGCUGUGCUCCUUUUUCAUGCGCUCUGUUUGUGUGCAUUCAUUACAGGCUAGUUUGCAGCUAAAGGAUGGUCCUAAUGAAGUGGUGUUUAGUGUGACCACACAAUACCAGGGCACCUGCCGUUGCCAUGGCACCAUCUAUCUUUGGAACUGGGAUGACAAGAUAGUUAUCUCAGAUAUAGACGGGACAAUCACCAGGUAGGGGAAAGCACGUCUUGCUUUUACUUUUUAAAGCUCGUAAGUCAAACUCCUUUACGUAAAAUUAAUCAGUCCACAACUGAGGGUAGGUCUGAUUCUCACCAGUAGGGGUCAGAUUUUACCUUUGGUGUUGUUUGACUUACUUUAAUGAAAUGCAUCUGUAUUGACUGUGUGGUGUUGCCUCCAGGUCAGAUACACUGGGUCACAUCCUCCCUACUCUGGGUAAAGACUGGACACACCAAGGUAUCGCACGUCUCUACAACAAAGUCAGCCAGUGAGUGCUUUAGCCCUCUCAGCCAAAUAUCAUUACUAAUUAGUUUUUUUUCAUUGCUGGUCUUUACAUUGGUCAGAAUUUUAUUGCUUUACUAUGUAUGUAAACCACUUAAGCUCUCUCUGUUUUUGUCACAGGAACGGAUAUAAAUUCAUGUACUGCUCAGCGAGGGCUAUCGGCAUGGCUGAUAUGACCCGAGGCUACCUGCACUGGGUCAAUGAGAGAGGAACCAUGCUGCCAAUGGGCCCUGUUCUUCUCAGUCCCAGCAGCCUGUUCUCUGCCUUGCACAGGUCAACAUGUUCAAAAGUGCUUCUUUAAAAUAAUGUGAAUAUAUGUGGUUCUCAAAGCAAAAAGUGAAACAUUGAAUAGUUGGGAUGUCAGCGACCUUAAUUUGGUAUUCCUGAUUAUUAAUCACUUGAUCUAAGCAGCUGACAGACAUUUAAUCAAUAAUAGUGCAUUUAUUUUUGUUAUAUUUAUUCCUACAUUGAAAAUAAUGACAUAAUAAAUCUUUGUUGUCAUUUUGAAAAUUUGGUUUCUUCAGUUUUAGGAAGCAUGGGAGCAAAUAUGCAUCAAAGAUAAGCUACAUAACAGAAUAUUAAACUUGUAUUUUUGUAUUUUGUAGGGAGGUGAUUGAGAAGAAACCGGAGAAGUUUAAGAUCGAGUGUCUCACAGACAUAAAGCACCUUUUCUUCCCAAACACUGAACCUUUCUACGCUGCUUUCGGCAACAGAGCUACGGUGAGACCUCUGCUAUAGAGGAGCGUGUUUGUCCUCUCUGACAAAGAGGCUUCAAAUGAAUUAUGUGAUGUUAUGAAAGAUGUUACGUGUAAACAUUGUAUGAAAUCAUCUUUUUUGUUGGCCUUGUCAUAGUUGAACAACACAGGUGCUUUUUUCUCUCAUUUUUAAUGCUGCCUGUUUUUUGUGUGUGUGAUUUUAGGAUGUGUAUUCCUACAAAGAGGUGGGAGUUCCUCUGAACAGGAUUUUCACUGUCAAUCCCAAAGGCGAGCUGGUCCAGGAGCAGGCCAAAACCAGCAUCUCCUCGUGAGUUGACACUUGUGUAGUCUGACUCAGUCUAGGCUCUGCUUUUGUGCAGCUGAAGUCAGUAAACAUUGUGUUGCCUCUCUUUUAGCUUCGGAGGUCUGUGUGACGUGGUCGAUCAUGUUUUCCCCGUCCUGGAUCAAGAAGAGGGAGCAGGCCUCCCCCAUGAUGACACCUUUGGCCAGUGCAACUACUGGAGUGAGCAAAUUUCUGAUGGCACCAACCAGGAAGAGGACCCACAGCCCCUUGAAACAAGCUGA